Molecule: messenger RNA, 2865 nt
Organism: Doryrhamphus excisus (bluestripe pipefish)
Lineage: Eukaryota; Metazoa; Chordata; Actinopteri; Syngnathiformes; Syngnathidae
Gene: klhl32
Product: kelch-like family member 32
Molecular function (GO): protein binding
Source: RefSeq, a predicted model, not a curated record
UCCUUUCAUCACCAUUUCACGACGUGUUUGUGACUGAAUCUUUAUUUAUUGUAUUUUCAUCCGGGUUUUUUUCCCCUCACAGAUCAUCAUAUUCAGCUACAAAUGACUCAGUCGAGUGUCACGUACAAUAUUGUGAUUAUAUGUUCCUCUUUCAUCAUGUACUGUAAGUUAAUGUAAUAUGUCAGCCUGCCACUGGAGAUGUAAGGUAGCUCCCCCUGUCCGCCAUCAGUCAGAUGCAUUUGCCUGUGGCCGUGUAUCUGAAGGUCACUCAUGAAUGGAUCGAUAACUACAUCUUGCCGGGAACUACUCUCAAAAGGAGUCAGCGGUACACUCAGUGCCGCCAUCACUAGAGACGAUGCUUCCAUGUGUGUUCGUAGGUACACAAGCUUUAAGAUACCCACAAAUAGCCGCUAUGUACAGUUCAUGUGCCGUGUGGUCAGUAAGCGUGGAAAGCCACAUGAAUUUCACAGUACUGACCUCUACUGUACUCACAUGCACUGAGAGAUAUUCGUAGGAUCCAGUGUGUAAUCUAUGAAAAGAACAUGGCGUCCGUUAUUUCUCAUUGGCUGCCACAGUUCAUUGUGUUGAAAAAGGAUCAAUGAUCAAAGUCAGAGUCAAGACAGAAGUUGGCGCCAGUUGCAUCUUCACGCAUUCCACGAGCUGAUGUGUGUUGCCACCGAGGAGACUAAGGUCCUCAGGAGACGCUUAGCACCCCCUCCGCCACAAGAGUCCCUUCGUUCUGCUUCCAGGGGCAUGCCUUCUGAACCAGGCCUCAGCAGGGAGAUGCUGACAGGACAAAGACUCUGCCAGUCCAAGUCCCAUCAGGACACCGUGCUUGCCGCUCUUAACCAGCAGAGGAAGGACGGACUUCUGUGCGAUGUCACGCUGGUGGCAGGGGAGCAAAAGUUUCAUGCCCACAAAGCCAUUUUGGCGGCAUGCAGCGAUUAUUUCCGGGCCAUGUUCAGCCUGUGCAUGGUGGAGAGCGUGGCAGAUGAAGUAACUCUACAAGGAGUCACCAGUGUCGGACUGAAGCACGCCUUGGACUUUGCCUACACUGGACAGAUUGUGCUGGAGCCAGCAGUGAUUCAGGAUGUUUUGUCUGCUGGGAGCCACCUCCAACUGCUGGAGCUCCUCAGCAUUUGCUCCCACUACCUCAUCCAGGAACUGAGCAGCGUGAACUACUUGGAGUUGUACCGAGUGGCCGACCUCUUCCACCUGCCUGCCUUGGAAGAGGCCGUGGUGGACUUUUUGGUAGGUCACCUCUCUGAGCUGAGCCAGAACCGCCAGGAGGAAGCCCUGCAGCUGCCUUAUCGCCUACUCAAGGAGGUGCUCAAGAGUGACCGCCUCACCUCGCUGAGUGAAGAAGAGAUAUGGAAGUUUGUGGUGAUGUGGUUGGAACACGACUGCCGCUACCAGUACACCGAGGAUCUUCUCCAGCAUGUCCGCUAUGGCCUGAUGGACGUCUCAACCCUACAUCAUCUAGCCUGCAGCCACCCACUGGUCCAGUCCAGCCCCACUGUCGCCACCCUGGUGGAAGAAGCCCUGAAUUACCACCACGCCACCUUUGCACAGCCCCUCCACCAGUCAGCACGCACCAGGCCUCGCUUCCAGUCCCUAACGCUCUACAUCGCCGGUGGAAGGAAACGGGAGGUAUGCAGAGUCCAGGAGUUACGUUACUUCAAUCCGGCUGCACAGGACCACGUACGUGUGGCAGGCGGGUCAAACUGGAGCGAGCUGGCGCCAAUGCCCACUGGGCGCAGCCACCACUGUGUGUCUGUAAUGGGGAACUUCCUCUUUGUUGUCGGAGGGGAGAUGGAGCACACCAGUGGGAGGACGUGUGCAGUAAGGACUGCGUGUCGAUACGACCCCAGGGCCAACCGUUGGACCGAGAUAGCUCCCAUGAAGGCUUGCAGAGAACAUUUUGUACUGGGAGCUUUGGGCCAGUACCUUUAUGCGGUUGGCGGCAGGAACGAGCUGAGGCAGGUGCUUCCCUCGGUGGAGCGAUACUGUCCCAAGAAGAACAAGUGGAUGUAUGUGCAACCGUUUGACCGCUCGCUUUCCUGUCAUGCUGGCUGUGUGGCUGAAAAUCUGCUCUGGGUCUCAGGUGGAGUGACAAACACAGCUCAGUACCAGAAUCGUUUGAUGGUCUAUGAGCCGGAGCAGGACCAGUGGUUAGCUCGCAGUCCCAUGUUACAGAGGCGGGUCUACCAUGUCAUGGCGGCAGUGAGAAGGAAGCUCUAUGUGCUCGGGGGCAACGACCUGGACUACAAUAACGACCGGAUUUUGGUGCGCCACAUCGAUUCCUACAACCUGGAUGUGGACCAGUGGACACGGUGCUCCUUCAGCCUCCUCACAGGUCAGAAUGAGUCUGGAGUAGCAGUCCAUGAUGACAGGAUCUACGUGGUUGGAGGCUACUCCAUUUGGACCAAUGAGCCUCUGGCAUGCAUUCAGGUUCUGGAUCUGAGCCGAGAGGGAAAAGAAGAAGUUUUCUAUGGGCCAACGUUGCCAUUUGCCUCAAAUGGGAUAGCAACCUGUUUUCUCCCAGCUCCAUAUUUCACUUGUCCCAACCUUCAGACUCUCCAAGUACCCCAUCACAGGAUUGGUGCUGUUUAAUCACGAUGCAAACAUUAACGAAUGAUGGAGUGGACAUCAUUUUUCAUCACAGUAUUGAUGCUUUCCUAAAAUCUAACCAUUAUGGUGCAGUUUUAAGAAAAACAAUCACCCCAAAGACAUAAAACAUAUUUUUAACUGGCCUAAUUACUCACUAACAUGUUAAUAAACCCGAGCAUUUUGAUUUUUUUCCCAUAUCCAGAGAAGGCAGCAGUUUGUGUGUGUUAUCAACCUCUGUAUUUGAAAAAUGCAUAA